GUGGAAAAGUUUCCAUUUAUCCUUCCUUUGACGGACAAUGAAACAAUAGAUUCAGCCAUGGAGGAAGUCCAGCAACAAGUUGUGGCACUUCAAGUUGAUGACAUUUCAUCUCUUCUAGAAAAAGAAGGCACUGUUGAUGUCAAGUGGGCUGAAUUAUCAAGAGUUCGUGGAGUAGAUGGCUUCCUGAAGUAUAACAGACUGUCAAAGAUAAUGCUAUCAAUUCUGUCAAUUCCCCACAGUAAUUCAGAAUGUGAGCACAUUUUCAGUAUGGUAAAAAAAAAACAGAACCCAAUUUAGGUCCUCCAUGUCAUCUGAAACUUUGCAGUCUAUUUCUGUGUUGAAAUCAAGGAAUUGUGUUUGUUAUGAACAAAGGUUUACCUCUGAUUUUUUAGGUAAAGCAAAGAAGGCAACUGCUGCACAUUUAAAGUCUUAAAAUUGCAUCAAGGAUGAUAAUCAGGAGAUGACUGAAAUAUGUAACAAACAUGUGAUAUAGCAAGGUCAUCACUCGACCACUUCUCUCCUCGCCUAUUCAACAGAUGCUCCCGGCAAGGGGCACUUUAAUAUGGCAGUUCAUACAGCACCUCCGAAACGAAAAGAAAUAUACAAGUACGAAGCACCAUGGCCAUUGUAUAGUAUGAAUUGGUCUGUACGUCCGGAUAAACGUUUCAGGCUUGCAUUAGGAAGCUUUGUUGAAGAGUAUAACAACAGAGUACAAAUAGUGUCAUUGGAUGAGGAUACCUCGGAAUUUAGUGCAAAAAGUUCUUUUGACCAUCCAUAUCCAACAACAAAAAUUAUGUGGAUACCGGAUAGUAAAGGAGCUUUCCCAGACCUACUAGCAACAAGUGGAGACUAUUUACGAGUCUGGAGAGCUGGUGAGCCUGACACGAGAUUGGAGUGUAUCCUAAACAACGUUAGUACGAACAAAAAUUCAGAUUUUUGUGCACCAUUAACAUCUUUUGAUUGGAAUGAAGUUGAUCCAAAUUUAAUUGGUACAUCAAGUAUUGAUACAACUUGCACCAUAUGGGGCUUGGAAACAGGACAGAUGAUGGGACGUGUUAGCUGUGUGACUGGACACGUAAAAACACAGUUAAUAGCUCAUGACAAGGAAGUAUAUGAUAUAGCGUUCAGCAGAGCUGGUGGGGGUCGUGAUAUGUUUGCUUCUGUGGGUGCUGAUGGUUCGGUUCGGAUGUUUGAUUUACGACACUUGGAGCAUUCAACAAUUAUUUAUGAAGAUCCUCAGCAUACUCCUCUUCUACGUUUAGCUUGGAAUAAGCAAGACCCUAAUUAUUUAGCAACAGUUGCAAUGGAUGCUUGUGAAGUUAUUAUUUUGGAUGUUCGUGUACCAUGCACGCCAGUAGCACGCCUUAAUAACCAUCGUGCCUGUGUGAAUGGAAUAGCAUGGGCCCCUCAUUCAUCUUGUCAUAUUUGCACAGCAGGUGAUGACCAUCAAGCCUUGAUAUGGGAUAUUCAACAAAUGCCGAGAGCUAUUGAAGACCCAAUUUUAGCUUACACAGCAGCCGAAGGAGAAAUAAAUCAAAUCCAGUGGGGUGCAACACAGCCUGAUUGGAUAGCUAUUUGCUAUAAUAAAGCACUUGAAAUUUUGAGAGUGUAAACAGUUAUCAUUCUAUGUCAAGUCCAUGCAAAAAUAAAGUGCAUUUCAUGUAACUUCCACCUAGUUUGUACAUGCAUUUGACUGUAAAACAGUGUGAAACUAUGCAAGUUCUUUUCUGAGAAGUUUUGUAUCAAGUGAUUAGCAGUUCAUGGUUGUAUAUUUUUAGGUGAAGAGUAACUACAAAAAAUUGUGCCCAAAAUUGAAGUAAAUAUGUUAAUUUUUUUAUAACUAUAUAAUUUUAUAAUAUAUGUAUGUGUGUGUAUACACACAUAUAUUGCACGUCCUCACAGCCACCAAACUGGCUCGUAGGUGUGCACAAAAUUUUAUAUUCAUGCACUGCUAACAUUUAUUUUGCAGAGUUGUGUUUCUGCUUUUUUUAGCAUGUUCUACAGUCCAUUAAAAUUAAGCCCAGUAAUUUCUGAAAAAACUUGUAUUAGUAACAUAUCAUUUUCUGGCAGUUAAAUUGUAAUACAUUGUAAUUGAGGUUGAAUAUUAGGUAUUUGUAAGAAAUGUCUGUAAUUUUAUUUAUAAUGAUUUUUAACUUUGUACAGUUAUUCUGUCAAUGCCUGAUAUUCAGUGUAUUUUGUUACAUUUGUAACAAUCCAUUCUUUUUAACCAAGGUUUCAUUGCAAGAUAUUUUCUACAUAGAUGAAUAUGAAUGGUGAUUCAAUGAUUAUAAAGUUGUAUUGAAGCAUUCUACAAUGACCCUGGCACCCUAAGCCUAAAUAAUAGAUUGGAAAUCAGGAGAUGAGAUCUGAAAAAGUAUUUUUCGUAUGAUGAUUGGUAGUUAUGAAGGAAAAGCAUUAUACUAAUUUUGUUUAUUUUUGUUCUGAGAACUUCCAAGUUUUUUCCAAACAGUUUCACACAGUCACAUGGCGAAGGACUGCCAUACUUAAAUACUGAUAAUUAGAUUAUAUGUUCCACUUGUGGUAAAUCUGACAAGGAAAAGCUUAAGCUCAUUUGUGCUUGUUCCAUGAAAUGUAGUGAAAAUUUGCACAUUAUAGUUAAAAAAUGUACAGAAAACAAAUUACUUUAGUGGACUGGCACCCACUUCGCAUCAUUAGGGUGAAUUUCAAAACGGAUUAUACAUGAGCCCAAAACAUCUCUGCCACUGCUCAAGACAUCCAUUUGCUACAUAUGCCGAGAUCAAAGUCAUUUUCUUCAUGCUGGAGAUGUGCCUUCAUCUCCAGCAGGAAGAAUAUGACUGUGGCCCCAUCAACCAAUGAGCACAUCACUCCUUAACACUUUGCUUUUUAUGUCAAUUGUUUAACUUUCUGAAUUACAGAGAUAGUUAAAUAAGUUUUCAUACCAGUCUAUACACACCUGCUCAAUUAAUUCAGAUUGGCCAACGGUUGUUAAUCAACCCAAAAUUUCUAAAAAUAACCAACAACUGCGCAAUGGAGCGAACUCAUUCAUUACACUUUAUUUUGUAUCUUGCCAAUCUAAUACAUUACAAAAAUUAUCCAGAAAUAAUUUUAAAUAUGAAAAUCCCCCAAAUAUAGUGAAAUUUACACAAAAUUUUAUUUUCAAAAAUUUUCUAACACACAUGUUAACCUAGCCAUAGCUCAAAACAGAAAAUAAAUUUUAUUAAUUUAAUACAUAUUUAGAAACAAGUGCUAAAAUAUUUUUAAUGUGUUAAUCAAAGCAAAUGAAUUAUAGACUCCUAAAACAAACCCUCAGUUCUUAAUUAGAAUGCAGUCACAAAUAAUUAUAUUAUUAUUAUCAUACUGCUAAUGGAAACAAUUACUAACAAUUACUAAACAAUUACAAUGUAUUUGUACAUACAUUCUUUUUUGUAUAAUAGGGGAAGUGGGUAUGCUAUGUUAUCCGUUACUAAAUGCAUUAGACACAAGUAAAAGACAGACUUUAGUGCCUGUAUGCCCAUAUGCAGCAUUUCAUCUCCACGGGAUGAUGCACAACACUUUUACAUAAUUUUCCAUAAUCUUAUUCACAGCUAACUAUGGUGUUACACAGAACCUAAGUGUAUUAAUUUUUUUUUCAUAGUGAUUUGAUUUUGGUUUAAGCAUUGACGUGUUAUGCGAAGAUCUAUCCCUUUGUUGCAUUCGUUAUAGUUAAUCUUGGCUAAAAGUAAAUGCCGAUGUGCUCAUCACAACUAAGUAAAUAUGUUUUCAUGAAUGUUUCUUGUGUUUAGUUUUGCUUAUGAAGAUGAGGGCAUGUAUGUUUAUUUAUUUAUAAAAAUAAUUGAAAAUAAUAUUUUUAUUUUGUGACAUUAAUACAGCUGGCUUAUGCAGUCUGUUUGGAAACACUGAAAGACAUUUAGCGUUUAUUUACAAACAAAUAUUUUCGGUUUUAUUAACUAAAUGGAAUAAUGCAUAGUUUCACUUCUUUUCUAAAUGAGAGUAAAACUUAGGUGGAGUUACAUGGCAGACUUAAUAUUUUUCAGUAGGGUCUUGGUCAUUUAGUAUAUUUGUACAGUUAUCAGUUUGGAUAUUUUAACUUUAAACUAUUUUAUGUAAACUUAAGAAGUUGACUGUUAAUUUGUAUUUAUUUGGUUUGUAAGGAAGGUUGGUAUGUGUCAAGUGAGUCUCUCUUAAUGUUAGCAAAUGAUUUGUACAGUAUAUUUACAAUAAAUUUAGACUUUCAACACAUCAGUUUAUAGUUACAUUAAAUUUAUGUAAUGCAAAAUACACUAAAUACAUAAACAGUUGUAAAACAAGCUAAGCUUCCACAGAGUAUAUUUUCAUUUAUACAAAGUUGAUUUUUGAUAUGGUCAUGGUCAUUUAGUAGAGGAAAGUGCCCAAAUCUGUUUAAAAACUGGAUAAUGGUUAAAAGUUAUCCUUUAAAGCAUGUAAUGUUCACUUCAUAGUGUUAUUUACUUUAUAGGUUAAGUCUGAAUUUGACCGACAAGCUUAGGUUGCAGGUUCAUCACGUAAAAAUAAGUUGAAAACAUAAUACAACAUAUGGUCUAUAGUGCUUCCCAAGACUGGUGUAUGCCAUAGAUGUUGCAGCUGAUCCAGUCAUUAAUUGAAAAUAAUAAAGAAACUAUAUGAUGAGAUGCCAAGUGUCUGGGUAAUGUCUAAUUGAACAAAGUUCUAUAAACACUGCAAAUCUUGUCGCUGAAGAAAAACUAUUUAAUUGAAGUAAUUUAAGGUAACUACCAUAUUUCCCAUAAAUUUUUGUGAUCCGGAGGACUAAUGUGGUUUUUAACUGCUGAUUAUUAAUCUGCAUGUCAAAAUUUACGAAAAAGGUCAUCCUGUUUUACUUCCCUAUAUGCUAUACCCCACUGUAUUUGCAAAAAUAUUGGUAUAUAUAAUUCAGAACGAAAGGUGAGCCACACUUAAAACACUAGUUUGAAACAGAUGCCUAAAAUCAGGGGCACAUGUUGUUUAGUGAUGUACAUGCAUAUGAAGGUAUUUUGAAGAAAACAUGACACUAAUAAUAAAACUAAAAUGACUAUUAUUUACUUAGGGUGGCAACAAAAGUUACAAAUAUGUUUUUCUUUCAGCCCCAUCACAAUCAACAUGGGUCCACAAUGAACACGUUAUGCACAUGACCCAUAGUUCUUAGUUUUUGUAGUCCAAAAAAAUUGCCAUUACAACAUUACAAAAAAACAACACACAUCAUCAUCUGUGUUAGAGAAACUCUUGGAGGAAGAUCUGAAUUUGAUGUAUUAAAGGACAUGUUUCACCAUCUUCGCUAAUGGUUUAUUUACCUUUCUUUCAAAAAUGAGGUGCCUUUUUCUAUCCAAUCUUUUUUUUUUUUUUACGAACUACGUCAAUUGCUUUUGUCAUGUCAGACGUACUCCACUUUUGUUUGAUCUGUCGUCCCCAUAUUAUUUCCUUGCAGAUUGCAAAGAACAAGAGAGUGAAAAAAGUUAAAGAAGAAUAUAAGCAUAAAUAAUACAGGGUCUAGUUUAGGCAACUCAAGAAAACUCUUAAACCAAUAAGUUUUUAAUAAAAUGUCCAAAUGAAACAAUUAUAUGAUAUAAAGCAAGCUUGAACAUUACCAUUUAAGAAUAUAUCUGAGUUGAAAGACCUACCUGCCAAUAUUCAGGAACAAUAAGGAAAAAAAACUUUUACAUUUAGAGAACUUUGUUCACGAAUAAAACAAGUAAUGGCGGACUGUCAAGCAACAAGGAAACAGUUGAUGCAUGCGCUCCACUGCAGAUUGCUAGAAGCCUAGACUAUUAGUUAUGCUUGGUCUCACUAGAAAUCAGGCAAAUGCACAGCCAGGAGACACGGUGUCCAUUUUAGGGGGAGGGGUCAGAAUUUUGGCACUUUCCUCUUUAUUUGUACAUUUAUCAUUUUAGCUAUUUGAACUUUAAACUAUUUUCUGUAAACUUAUGAAACUAACUGUUUUAUUUGUAUUUACGUGGUUUGUAAGGAAGAUUGGUAUGUGUCAAGUGGCUCUCUUUUAAUAUUAGUAAAUGAUUUGUACAGUAUAUUUACAAUAGAUUUACACUUUUAACACAAUAUUUUAAUGGUUACAUUAAAUUUAUAUAUAGCAAAAUAGUUCAAAUACGUAAACAGUAGUAAUAUAAGCUUCCACAGGGUAUAAUUAAAAGUUGAUUGUAACAUUAAUUGCAUCAUGUAAGUACAUAUUUUUUUCUAUCCAUAAAAAGUGAUUUGUUCAUCUAUUUUUGUCAAGAUCAUGCACAUUUGAUUUAAAAUCAAUGGAGAAUCUCUAUCUUUAAACUAAUAGUUCAGCAUUUGAAAAUGUGUUUAAAAAUUUUCCCUCGAGUUAAUGUAAAAGAAACAAUUUGUUCACUACAUCACCUGUAAUACGGUCAAAACCUGAAAUAACGUGGUUCAUAACCAUCAUUUUGAGUAGCCUAUAACAAGGCAGUUGGGUCCUCCUGGUAAAAUUAGGUUAGCGGCAGCUAUCAAGGGAACCUGCCUGUGCCUUCCAGCACUGUCUGCUGGUUGUGUGAGAGAGGGAGUCUAGUCUGUGUCUUUUUACUUGAAAUAGUUCGGUAGACCAGUUCUAAGUCAAUUGAAUACGUAUUAGUUGUAGGAUUUACUAGGUAGUUUUUUGUUGGAAAUGGUAUUAUUUUAAAGAGUACAUGUAGACAUAAAUGUAUAUAUGAAUUUACAAUUGCCCAUGUAUGAUUUUUAAUAUUGGACCUGUAUGGCCUGUCACCAAGCAGUAGAUCCAUUUUUUUUUGCUGUGGGUUUGAAUGCUAGUCAUGUCAGUCUUAAUCUGGUGGGGUAUGCGUACCUCGGUUGCCGCCAGACCGUUUAGUAUGUUGGAUCCCAAGCUCAUCUGUCUCUUGAUACGACCAGCUAUAUAACUUAUUAAUUCAGUCCAACACACUGCAUGUUUGAUAAACACAUACUUAUUUAUAUAAACAAUAUUGGAAGCUAACAUCGUAAAUAUUCAGAUAGUACAAACAUAAUCCUAAAUAAACAUAUAAUUACAAAAAAAAUUAUUUGUACCUGGAAACAUUUUUAAGCCGACACUGAUAUGAACAUAUUUGUGAAAUAUUUCCAUGCUUAUUACAUCAACACAUGACAUUAAUUAUAAAAUGUAUGCUGAAACGGUUAAUGUCCAUUUAUAGUCGUAAUAUUGCUAUGGAUUCUUAAUAAAAGUGUUUACAACUACUAACCACUUUUGUCACAUUGAGGUUAAAUAAUUCAUGGACUAUUUAGCAACAAUAGGUAAUCGGAUUUUUAAACACAUUGAUCCUGCAAGGAACUGUUAGCAAGUUUUGAAACAAGCAAAAAUUUAUAUUCAGUAUGGUUCUUGAAUAGGAGCAGAAAUUCUAGUUUCACCAAUUGAAUUUUUACCUUGUGACAUCAAACCAAUCACAAAGCUUUCUCUGCCAAUUCAAAAACUUAAAAAUUUUUAACAUUUUCAACAAAUUUUUUGUGUUUAUAGGUAAUGUCUUUGGUCUGCCUUACACAAUUCAUUUAUUUAGCCUUUAUUUUAAACACCCUAUGUUGUAUUUAAUGACAUCCUGACACAUGUAUAUUCACUAUUUUGAAGUUAAUUUUUAUUCGUUGUUUUAAAACAUUUUGAAUGGUAAUGAAAGUUUAAUCUUCAUUAACACACCAGCCCUUUAAAAUUAAGGUUAGAUUUUAAGAAAUGUGCAUGAUCUGGUUAUGAUUUGCAAAAAAAAAAAUUUAUGUGUACUUUAAGAAUUUUUACUUUAAUAUAUUAUUUUUGUGUUGUAUGUUGUGCACUUGAGCUGUGACAUUCAUAGAAACCAAAUCUCUGAGAACUAACUUCGUGAUAUGUUAAUAUUUUUAUUAAUAUUUAGUUUUAGAGCACUCGGAUAUGAACUCUGUGUUGUUAUGAUUACAUAAUUUGUUGAUAUUUAGAAAGCUGUCUAUUUAUAAGUGAGUUCAAACCAUGAAUUUUGUCCCUGAAAUUAUAUUUGUUUUAAUUUUACUUAUUUAAAUGUUUGUGGAGUUAAUGAACAAUUGAUGGCAUGUUAGGCAAUUGGUAGUACAACUUUAUAUGUUAAUAUUUGACAUUAGCGGUAGGAACUUUAGAAUCUUUAAUGGUAUUAAUUAGUGAUUAGUAAGUGAUGUGCUAGUUUUUAAUGUUAUUAUUUGUUAAAUUUCUAAUUGAUUCAUUUUACUGAGUACGUAAUUAAUUUGUUAGUCAUCUGUAGAUAGUGGUACAUAUCAAAUAUUUUUUUAUGUUGCCAUGUUUGUCUUUCACAAGUAGUUUUAAAUUAAUGAAUAAUAUGUUCUGUAUGAAAGUAAUUCUAUUAUUAUUUUUAUAUCUGAAAAUUUGGCAAUUCUUGGUAAUAUUAUUAAUAUUAAAGCUUUCUUGGGUCCAAUGACUGAACUUAACUCUACAUUUUGAAUAACUGAGUUUUGUAGCAGUCAUAACAAAAAAGAUUUAAAUUUUUUCUUAGAUAAUUUGAAAGUUAUGUGUGUUAAGUAUAAUUUAAUAAACUGUAAUAUUAGUAAUUAAAACCGAAACAAAAUAAAAGUUUUUUAUAACAUUA
Bacillus rossius redtenbacheri is the source of this 8531-nucleotide messenger RNA. It is a transcript of the gene wap, whose product is annotated as DDB1- and CUL4-associated factor 7. The record is from RefSeq and is a predicted model, not a curated record. Gene Ontology annotation, molecular function: protein binding. NCBI's taxonomy places the organism in Eukaryota, Metazoa, Arthropoda, Insecta, Phasmatodea, Bacillidae. Gene Ontology annotation, cellular component: nucleus. Bases 563 to 1612 code for a protein of 349 amino acids. The transcript has 10 exons.